Molecule: messenger RNA, 1650 nt
Organism: Anoplopoma fimbria (sablefish)
Lineage: Eukaryota; Metazoa; Chordata; Actinopteri; Perciformes; Anoplopomatidae
Gene: chchd4a
Product: coiled-coil-helix-coiled-coil-helix domain containing 4a
Exons: 3
Coding region: 172-669 (165 amino acids)
Biological process (GO): protein import into mitochondrial intermembrane space
Cellular component (GO): mitochondrial intermembrane space
Molecular function (GO): protein-disulfide reductase activity
Source: RefSeq, a predicted model, not a curated record
GACCUUGUGACGUCAUUGUGAUGCGCCCACAUGUGACCGGAGGGUCAGAGGCGUAACGGACUGUCGGACGCCGGGUUGCUUGUCAAAUGAGAUCCUUGCAGUUGUCAAGUAAUUCCUCUCACACUGGUCAUCUUUAACCACAGGGGGAGACGGACAAAAACACCGGAAGGCAUGUCGUACUGCAAGGAAGAGGGUAAAGAUCGCAUCAUCUUUGUGACCAAAGAGGACCAUGAGGCUCCCAGCAACGCGGAACUCAUUGCAGAUGACCCCAAUGAUCCUUAUGAGGAGCAGGGUCUGAUCCUGCCAAAUGGAGACAUCAACUGGAACUGUCCGUGCCUGGGCGGCAUGGCCAGCGGCCCGUGUGGCUCCCAAUUCAAAGAGGCCUUUUCCUGCUUCCACUACAGUAAGGAAGAGUUGAAGGGCUCCGAGUGCAUUGACAACUUCCGCAAUAUGCAAGAGUGCAUGCAGAAAUACCCUGAGCUCUAUCCUCAGGAGGAAGAUAAAGAAAGCUCCUCUCAAGCAGAGUCCGGAUCUGGAUCUGUCUCUGCCGAGCCGACUGAGGGCUCUGCCUUACCCCCUGAAACGGACUCUAUCGCAGCCGCCUCCACAUCCGAGUCUGCUGUCUCACCUGACAGCAUGUCACCUACAGACAACCAGACUGCCAGCUAAAGUCCAUCGGUUGUCAUCCAGGCUUUACUGUGUGCAAACACUGCCCAGCAUAACUGACUCUCGAUGUCAGAGCUCUGACACUCAUGGGCAAUAUUUACAGGUCACCAGAGAAGGACUUGCAGAGAAAACUUAGCGUAUGUACAAGAGUUUAGGCUGCUUUGUUUGCUGAGCAAUCAAAAAUCAUUGAAUAAUAUGAUUUAAUGACAGCUGGCCAAGCUGUUUGCUGCAGGGACAUAAGUUGAAAGACUCAUUUUAUAUGCAAUUAGAAUUUCAUUUACUGCGUGUCAAUCAUAAGAGCUUGUUUGUAUGCGUUCAUUAUGUGUGUUUGACAGAGAUCUAAACGGUAAUCACUGGAUUUUUUUAUUUGCGCAAUGUUCAGCUUUUCUUAGGAAUCACCUUGACUCAAGACAGUUUUGACUCUUACUAUGACUUAACAGUUAAUCUGUUUCAGCUUCUGUUCAGUGGAAAUUACAUUGAUUUAAGAGACGUUUGUAGCUGUGUUUUUUGACAUCUUGUAGAAUCCUCAAGGCUCUCAAUCUGCCGCAUAUGAACAAUGGUCCUGAUUGACUGUAUCUGGUCAAGAUCAAGGUGUUUUUUGGCACACUCAACUGUCACUGCAUAAAUGUUUUUGUUGUCUUAAUUCUGUCUAGAGUCUCCAGUUGGAUACUCUGAUCACUCUUCACUGACAUUCAGGCCUUAAAGACUUGAUGAAUAUUUCUCCAACAUGUCCAGAUUAAAAUUAUAAUUGACCAAUUUCCACUUACUUUUCCCUUUGUUCUUCUAAAGUAAAAGUACAGUGCCCUUAUAUGUCUGUAAUUUUCUUCUUCACACGUUGAAAGUCUGAAUUUUAUGGGAGAUUUUCUUACCAAAGUUGCCCAGAAGAUUUACAAGUUGAUGACAAUAAGACAGAACCCCACCAUCAUAUUUGAUAUCUUUCACUUAUAUAAUUUUUUCAUUGAAUCCAAAUUAUUUAGGUUUCAA